This is a messenger RNA of Ictalurus punctatus (channel catfish), 3829 nucleotides long. Its product is annotated as G-protein coupled receptor 87. The coding region runs from base 515 to 1528 and encodes 337 amino acids. The transcript is spliced from 3 exons. The record is from RefSeq and is a predicted model, not a curated record. Gene Ontology annotation, cellular component: membrane. Gene Ontology annotation, molecular function: G protein-coupled purinergic nucleotide receptor activity. Gene Ontology annotation, biological process: G protein-coupled receptor signaling pathway. NCBI's taxonomy places the organism in Eukaryota, Metazoa, Chordata, Actinopteri, Siluriformes, Ictaluridae.
UUUUUUCGUUUUGUUUUGUUUUUUCACAAAAACAGAUUACAUUAUGUGCCAUGUUGUCCCAUUGAUAAUAUAAUUAGGAAUUCAUAACAGAAUUAGAAAUUAGAUUCCUUCCAGCGUAAUGAAAAAAUAAAAUCCGUUCACUUGAUAAUCCGAUAGGGUUGAUACUGAUUUCCAAGGAAAGAGCUGAACUUCCACGGCAAGCCCAGACACAUAGCAGUGGAGAUGCAUUUCGUCACUCCAUUCAGUAAUAAAACGCAGGGCAGAGUUCCUUCGUUGCUUCCUGCUUACAUUUUAACACUAAGCACUUAACAGGACAGAGGGACAGAGUCAGCCACAGUGAUCCAGGAGCAUUACAUCAUGAAUUGUGAUAAACACUCUCCUAGGAAGUUUCCUAUGAAGUACUGAUAGCUGAUGUAUUGCUCAAAGCCAGUGUUAUUAUACCACAGAUAUUCUGAAGAGCUCUUCGUCUUAAAGAAAACACUGUGUGCAGAACAUUUUGGACUACAAGAAAGCCAUGGAUCUCAGCAACCAACAAGGUGACCCAUUAGGCGUCUGGUCCAUCGUCUUCGUUUCCCUGUACGUAUUGGUCUUCGUGGCUGGCCUGCUCCUGAACUCCAUGGCCGUGUGGGUGUUCUUUCAAAUCCGCACGCAGAAACGAACCUUCAUGCUAUACCUGCGCAACAUGGCGGUGGCUGACCUCCUCAUGACCCUCACGCUACCGAUCAACAUCCUCACUGAGGCCAAAGUGGCAUCUUCGGGUCUCGAAGGUGUGUCUUGCCGCUACACGGCCGUGCUCUUCUACUGCUGCAUGUACGCCAGCAUCCUCUUCCUCGGAUUGGUGGCUCUGGAUCGCUACCUGAAGAUCGUGAGGCCGUUCGGUGGAACAUGUGGCGCUUGUCUUUACAGUUACUCCUUCACCGUAGCCAUGGCUGUUAUGGUGUGGUUAGUUAUGAUCGCUCUUUCUCUUCCCAAUGUAAUACUGACUGAUAAGCCAGUAACAAAGAACAUGACUAACUGUGCAGAGUUAAAGAGUGAGGUGGGUAAAAAGUGGCAUGGAGUGGUGAUCUACAUCAACAUACUGAUCUUCUUCCUAGUUCUGAUCACUCUGCUCACCUGCUACAUAUCCAUCUACAGACACAUCCAUCGAUCCUCGUCCCAGUUCAUCAUAGUCGGAGAGACAACCCAGCGUAAAGCCAAGAAAGGACAGAACAUUUUUGUGUUACUGGUUGUGUUUUUUAUCUGCUUCGUGCCUUAUCAUCUAUGUAGGAUCCCGUUCACUAAAAGCCAGACUGAUGGAGUACAAAUGAAUUUUACAUUGCUGAAUGGGAAAAAGGCAACACUCUUGUUGUCUAUGUUCAAUGUGUGUCUGGACCCGAUAAUUUACUUCCUCAUGUGCAAGUCUUUUAGGAGCAAGCUAUGUCAAACACUGGGAUUCUGGACACUCAGUGACAAAAUGUCCAUGUACUCUCCGACAUCGACAAGGAAAACAGCGGUAGUGAUGCGCUUCAAGGAAAGCACACCUUCAUAAGAAUAAUCAAUGUAGUGUGGACUUAAAGUCUAUAUAUAAAUUAUGGCAGCUGAUAAAUACUGUAUCACAUAUGUACAGUGCCCUCUACUAAUUUUGGCACCCUUGGUAAAUAUGAGCAAAGAAGGCUGUGAAAAAUUAUCUAUAUUGUUUAACCUUUUGAUCUUUUGUUAAAAAAAAAUUCACAAAAAUACUCUGCUCUCAUGGACGUCAAACAAUUGCAAACACAACACAGGUUUAUUAAAAAAAAUCUACCUUUGUUAAAUAUAGGUGUGCAACAAUUAAAAAAAUAUAUGAAAUCUGAAAAAAGCUGUGAUGUACGGCAAAAGGCUAUAAGAAAAUAGCAGAAACAUUGAAAAUGCCCAUUUCCACCAUCAGGGUAAUAAUUAAGAAGUUCCAAUCAACUGGAAAUGUUAUGAAUCAACCUGGAAGAGGACGUGUGUCUAUUUUGUCUCCAUGCACUGUGAAUCACUGUGAUCACAGCUGCAGAAUUGCAAUAGUUAGUCGUGUCUUGGGGUCAGAAAGUCUCUGAAACUACAAUCUGAAGUCACCUAAAUCACCACAAGUUGUUUGGAAGGGUUUCAAGAAAAAAGCCUCGACUCUCAUACAGAAACAAACUCUGGUGUCUUCAGUUUGUAAGACACUACUGGAACUUCAAAUGGGAUCGGGUUCUAUGGUCAAAUGAAACCAAAAUAGAGCUUUUUGGUAAUAAACACCAGAGGUGGUUUUAGCGCACAAAGAGAGGUAGCCAUAUGGAAAAGUACCUCAUGCCCGCGGUUAAAUAUGGUGGUGGCGUUUUGAGUUUUUGUGGCUGUUUUUCUGCCAGAGGACCUGGACAUUUUGUUAGCAUACAUGACAUCAUGGACUCUAUCAAAUAUCAACAGAUAUUAAAUGAAAACCUGACUGCCUCUGCCAGAAAGCUUCAAAUGGGCAGUGGUUGGAUCUUCCAGCAGGACAAUGAUCCAAAACAUACAUCAAAAUCAACACAAAAAUGGUUUACUGACCACAAAAUCAAGAUCCUGCCAUGACCCUCCCAGUCCCCUGACUCAAACCCCAUAGAAAACCUGUGUGGUGAACUGAAGAGGAGAGUCCACCAGUGUGGACCUCGAAAUGUGAAGGAUCUGGAGAGAUUCUAUAUGGAGGAACGCUCUCAGAUUUCUUGCCAUGUAUUCUCCAACCUCAUCAGGCGUUAUAGGAGAAGACUCAGAGCUGUUAUCUUUGCAAAGGGAGGAGCACAAAGUAUUGACUAAAAGGGUGUCAGUAAUUGUUGCACACCUAUAUUUAACAAAGAGAUUUUUUUGUUUACAAUUGUUUGAUAUUGAUCAGAGCAGAGAAUUUUGUAAUUUUUUUAAUUAAAAAAAUUAUAAUAAAAAAAAGAUCAACAGAUUAAACAAUAAAGAUAAUUUUUCACAACCUUCCUUUGCUCAUAUUUACCAAGGGUGCCAAAAUUAGUGGAGCUAUUUUAAGCAUAUCGAAACUGGACAGUUGAAGACAAAAAAAAAAAAUAGAAAGGAAAAGAAAGAAAAAGACCAGCCCGUGGUUCUCCAGUCUUCACUCGUCCACGUUCGUUGAGCUUGUAGCCUCAGAUUCCUGUUCUUGGUUAACACGAGUGGAACACGAUGUGGUCUUCUGCUGUUGAAUUUCAACAUGUACAUUCUGAGAUGCUUUUCUGCUCAAUGUGGUUGCAACGCGUGGCGAUUUGGCGUGCUGUAGCCUUCCUUCCAGCUCAAACCGGUCUGGCCCUUUUCCUCUGACCUCUCUCAUCAACAAGCAAUUUUCACCCACAGAGGUGCUUAAUGUUUGUUCCAUACUGUGUAAACUCUAGAGACUGUUAUGUGUGAAAAUCCCAGGAGAUCAACCGCUUUUAAAUACUAUGUUAAAGGUGUAUCUGUAUGAUUUCCUGCCUUACGCUGCUGCCACUUGAUUGGCUGAUUAGCUAAUUCUGUGAAUAGUAUACAGAUGUUCCUAUUGAUGUGGACAGUAAGUGUACAUACUGUAAACUGUAUAUAUACACCUGUGUAUAUGUUAUUUUUAUUAUCAGAAAUAUAUAUGUACUGUUUGAUCAUUGGCUUAUUCCUGUUUAUAUUAUAUAUUUUUUUAAGUUCAAAAUAACUUAAAGUAUCUAACCACUGUUUGUUGUAGUUGAUAAUAUAAAACUGAAUAAUCUAUAUUCGGGUACAUAAAGCUCAUCUCUUUUUAUAUGAAUGGAUAAUAAUGAGCACUAUUUAAGGAUAUACGACUGUUGUGAAAUCAUGUGGAAUGACUAUAAUGAAUCCUCUUUGAUUAAAGCUACUUUUAACAUUG